Ruditapes philippinarum (Manila clam) is the source of this 645-nucleotide messenger RNA. Its product is annotated as perlucin-like protein. The transcript is spliced from 4 exons. The coding region runs from base 1 to 390 and encodes 129 amino acids. Lineage: Eukaryota; Metazoa; Mollusca; Bivalvia; Venerida; Veneridae. The record is from RefSeq and is a predicted model, not a curated record.
AUGCAGGGUUGGAUAGCCUAUAAAGACCAUUGUUACCACAUUGGUUACGGAAGUCGUUUAACGUUUUCUGCUGCACGGCGGUAUUGUCAACGUCUGGGUGCUUACCUUGUUCGGCCUGACACGUUAGAUGAAAAUACUUUCUUGAACGGAUUUCUUAAGAAAUCUAAUGCUGGAAGUACGUGGAUUGGACUGACUGACAAGUCUCAAGACGGAAUCUGGAGAUGGUAUGACACAAAGAGUCUUGCAACAUGCUCUUACUGGGCUCUAGGGGAACCUAACAAUUUUGGCAAUCGCAAUGAAGAGUGCGUUCAUUUUGACUACGGUAAAGACUAUAAGUGGAAUGAUAAUACUUGUCGUCACAUGUUUACACCUUUGUGCGAAAAAGACUAAAUGUUAGGUCCUUAAAGAUACAAAAUUGACACAAAUUCAAUUGCUAGUUUUUUUUUCUGUAUUUUCUUCAGUUACUUUAUUUUUCUAUUUGAAUUAAUAAAUAUAAAAAAUAUUUCAUUUACUUUCGUUUAUUUAAUAUACACAACAAUAUUUUUAGAUACAAAUUAUAACAUUGUUUUCAAAUAUCAUAGUAAGUUAUACAUUAACAAAACAAUUAUUUGAAAUAAGCUGUCAAUAAAAUUACGGACAUUGCAA